GCAGCUCUGUCUCCCCCUGUCGGAGAUGGCAGGCACCGCAGGAGCGCUCCUGUCGCCUUCUUGCCCAUUUUAGUCUUUCCCUGUCAGCUGUGUGGAAUGUGCGACGCACAUUGUGCAGCCCCCCCAUCUGAGGGUCCAGCCUGCAGUCCGCAGCAGCGUCUCCAGUCCCCUCACAGGGAUCAUUCCUCCGCUCUGUCCCACCGGCUCCUGCCGCUCCUGCUGCGCCCGCUGCUGCUGCUGCUCAGUCGUCUUCAAGGAUGUCCUCUACUCCGGAGCUGCCCCCCUUCCUCUUCACCACCCUGCCCUCCUUUACCUCGGCUGGCCCAGGAGUGUCUAAUGUGGAGCCCACUGCCGACCCAUGUCGGGAGUGGGAGAAUGCCCACCCAAUCCUCUUUCAUCUGGGGAACCUGUCCCUGCUGUUGGGCCUGAUCGUCCCCACCACCCUGGGCCUGCACAUGAUCCUGCUGCGCCUCCUCCUGAUGACAGGAUGUGGUCUCUUCAUUGUGUGGGCGGCUCUGUACAGGUGUAACCUGGAUGUAAUGGUCUGGAAUGUGGUAUUCCUGGUGGUCAACUUCAUGCACUUGUUCUUCCUCCUGUACAAGCGCAGGCCGAUUAAGAUCGACAGGGAGCUGCGGUCUGUCUACAAACGAAUGUUCGAGCCUCUCCAUGUUCAGGAGGCCCUGUUCCAGAGGCUCACAGGACAGUUCUGCACCAUCCAGACGCUGAAGAAAGGCCAGGCCUACGCUGCCGAGGACAAGACGUCUGUGGACGAGCGCCUCAGCAUUCUCCUCAAAGGAAAGAUGAAGGUAUCAUACCGAGGCCACUUCCUCCACAAUAUCUACACCAAUUCAUUCAUCGACUCUCCAGAGUUCAGGUCCACUGAGUUGCACAGAGGAGAGAAGUUCCAGGUGACCAUCAUGGCAGAGGAGAACUGUAAGUUCCUGUGUUGGUCUCGAGAGAGGCUCACCUUCUUCCUGGAGUCGGACACCUUCCUCAAUGAGGUGUUCAGGUACCUCAUUGGCAAAGACAUCACCAACAAACUGUACUCUCUGAAUGACCCCACGCUCAGUGACAAGGCGGUGAAGAAGAUGGACCGUCAGCCCAGCCUGUGCUCUCAGCUGUCCAUGAUGCAGAUGAGGAACAGCAUGGCCAGCACCAGCGACACCGAUGAUGUCCUCAACCAGAUCCUGCGAGGAGGAUCCACCGGAUCAUCACUCCAAAAAUCACCUGGCACCAAGACUUCCUCCAAAAUGAAGCCCAUAGAAGAAGGUAUGGAGGACGACGUGUUCGAAGACUCUUCUCCCCCCAAGUCUCGCCACAUGCCCAGCACUUCCACUGAGGAAGUGUAGCCAGAAAAAGACAGAACACACAGGAUCAAAUAUCAGUGAUGCAAGUCUCUUUAACAAUCUAACAGCUACAGCCUGAGCGAUACAAGUGCAUUACCAGCCAUGCCGUUUCCCCACACGCAUGUUUAUCUGCUGUCUGAAAGAACAAAUGCCAGUGGGUCAUUUAGAAACAGUGUUUCCAUUAUAUAUUCUAUCCACUGACUAGUUUAUUUUGACAUAUUACACAUUUCGCCCCCAGCUAGUUGUUUAUUACUGUGUGCAUUAGCAAUGUAUUGGCUCCUUGUUACUUAUUACAAAGCACUUCUGAAUUAAAAGUAAUGUAUUACACAUUACGUUAUUCUCCCUUUUCUUUAACUAAAUGAAUGUGUUUGUUAACACGUUUACUCCCUGUAGAAAAUAAGUGUAACACUGCUUGCUACAUUACUUUUAUAUUGCUCUACAACAUCAAAUGCAUUGUCACAGUUUAACAAUGCAACGUUAAAUGUUAUUAAAGCCUGCAUAUCAGCCCCGCCCUAGUAAGGAGGACAUACACAGCAUCUUUCUCUUAUGCUUUAAUAACAUAAUACCACGAAGCUGACAGAAAAGAAAACCAGCACUGGUAGCAUGUCAUAGAAAAACGUCGUGCGGGUAAAACAUGUCGCUCGUCCACCAAACCACGGCUUUAUAAUAUAAAAGUCUGGUUCAGCUGAUGUUUAGCUGAGAGCCUCUCCACAGGCACAUUAAAUGGUGUCACUGUGUCGAUUGUAAUCGAUAUCUAAAGAGGUCAUGCAAACGCCUGACACUCCUUUUCGACCAGGGCGGUUCAGGCGCGUGUUAGGAGCCAGUGCCUUCUCUGAAACAUAGCAAGUGUAGGGUGUUCUGACUUAUCCAUGAGAGAAUAAACAAAAGAUUUUAGCUAGAAUAUGGUCAAGCAAAAGAAGUCAUUAAUAAGUGCUUUGUAAUGAGUAAUAAAGAGUCAAUGCCAGUGUGCAUAUUUUCUUUCAAUAUGUUCACCACACAGUCUCUCACUGUGUCUGUUCUGCACAGCUGCCCACUGGAGACAAGGCUGAUGAGAGCGGUGAGGCUGUAAUAAUUAUAAUAGCAUCUAUAGCCCGGCUGGUUAAUCAAGACAGUGAGAUGAACGAUGCUAGCAAACUCUGUGGAACUGAAGAGGACUUCAGGGAUUGGGAAUGAGGAUUCAUUACUGUGACACCGCUCUCUUUACAUUAAGUUAUUUGUAUUAUUGUUAGAAUAUUCUCGAACAUCAAUGUAGUAAUUCGUCUCAGUAAUCCUGUAUGAGUUGGGCUCGAACACCUGUGCUGGACAGAUAAUAAAAACAGAGGAGAGGAAUUAUGUCUUUGUAUAAAAACAUAACUGGUCAGUCUUUCCCCUUUGUGUUGUUUCAUUAUACAUUUUUUUUGAUUAUAUAUACAGAUGUGUAUAUAUAUAUAUAUAUGUACAAGUAUCACAACUUAAACAGUUUGAAUUAUUUUAAUGAUGAUUUUCUUGGGAGAACUUAUUUUAUCUAGCAAGUUGUUUUUUAAAUGUUUGCACAGAACCCAGUGCACUCUGUUUGUGUAAUAAAUAUUUGAAG
Molecule: messenger RNA, 2919 nt
Organism: Acanthopagrus latus (yellowfin seabream)
Lineage: Eukaryota; Metazoa; Chordata; Actinopteri; Spariformes; Sparidae
Gene: popdc1
Product: blood vessel epicardial substance
Exons: 8
Coding region: 258-1349 (363 amino acids)
Cellular component (GO): sarcolemma
Molecular function (GO): cAMP binding
Source: RefSeq, a predicted model, not a curated record